Messenger RNA from Mesorhabditis spiculigera, 699 nucleotides. Lineage: Eukaryota; Metazoa; Nematoda; Chromadorea; Rhabditida; Rhabditidae. The record is from the annotation of a GenBank genome assembly.
AUGAUCGAAGAAUUUUUAUGCGGAGAUGUGCAGGUGGAUUUCGAUGUGAAAAAAAUAAACUAUUGGGCGUUAAGCGCAUUGCAUAUGUGCAAGGUGAACGCGGACCUGACAACACAUGCGAUUAACAUCAAGACUAUUGUCGACUUUGCUAACGUCUCGAGCUGGGACGGUACAGAACUCUGGCGAGACAGCGGAUAUACAGUUUGGCAGGUCAUCAAUUCACAGCCCCUGUACCCAGAUUGGCCUUACUGGAUGCUACCAAUCGAACUGUUGGACAGUCAUCCGGUAUCAUUUACCGAGGAUUUAUACAAUAUUACAACCCUGUCUUGUCAGCCGAACGCUAUCCAGUUUCGCAUCUGUCGUCGAGAAAACGAAGUAAACGGCACUCUGGUGCAGCCAUUGCAUAAGGGAUGGUUCGAUGAUGACCUUUACAAAUGGAUUGAGAUUCCGCUUCAACUACAGAUUCUGGGGACGAAAGGCAAUCGUUGGACGGCGGUCAAACGUUUUAUGAAGAGCAUAGUGACCAAUCAAUGGUUGUGCAAAAAAGAUAACGCAUCAAAGUUGAUGUUUCCCGGAUUGGAAGGAGGCGUCGUCAAGGAAGUGGAUGCUAAUGCUGCAGAUUUCACUUAUAUUCGUGGCGCCCAUAACCUGUACGUCAUCGCAACCAAGCUAAAGGCAAGGACAGAACGUCAGUCGUGU